ACAACCGCUGCAACCAUUGGCAACUUGUCUGCCUUUCAAACGGGUACACCGGCAAAUUGAGGCAAUUUAAUUGGAUCCGUCUGCUGUCGGUCACCAUGCAAGCAUCAACAGGGGCGGGAGGUUUGGUAUUGGAGAUUUUUCGUCGGAUCAAGUAGCAGAUUAAUAAACACAAUUGAUCAUUGAGUUCAGCGACCUACACGAAUUAAUUUGACUCGGAGUUAACGUAUUGUGAAGAAGGGAAAUGCUCGAUAUAUGGCUGAGGGAAAACUGUACAAGUUAUGUAGGUUGAUGAUCGUCUGAACAUGAUCCAUCAAUCAGCAUUGGAGUAGCUAACGUUACCUACGUAGAACGUUGCUUUGCAUCACCAUGUAGGUUCACAUACUGGUGGCCUGGAACGUUGCAGGCGUUUCUGAAGACAUCUCGAGCCAGCUAAACGAAAGGACACCAGGAUGAGCAAACAAGAGAAGAUGGAAUUGGACCUCGUAAUCCCAUCAACACUAGUUCAGAGCGACGGACACCUGAGACGAUCCAACAGCGCCCCAAUGAUUAAUGGCCUAAGUGACAAUUCCCAGGUUUUCCACAGAGAGAUUCUACGCAGCAGGCGUAACAGCACCACUGUUGUCAACCGCCCUAAUAUGGUCCCUUCAUCGCCCAUUCGUGUCCCCAGCACAAGGCUUCAUCAGAUCAAGCGGGAGGAAGGUGUGGAUGUGAUGAACAGAGAGACAGCCCAUGAACGGGAGGUUCAAGCAGCCAUGCAGAUGAGUCAGUCCUGGGAGGAGAGUCUGAGUCUGGGAGUGUGGCCCAUACUCGGCCACCAGUCUCUCAAGAACAGAAUCAGGGGGACAGCUGUGAGUGACAAUGACUUUGAGAAAUCUGCUUCGUCGUCCCCAAAGCGCAUAGACUUUGUGCCUGUGUCCCCAGCACCAUCCCCUACAAGAGGGAUAGGGAAGAAGCAGUGCUUCUCCCCUUCAUUGCAAAUUCUGGUGAGCAGCAAUGGCCUAUCCCCCAGUCCUAUACCUAGCCCAACGCGACGCUUCAGCCGGCGGAGCCAAAGCCCCAUUAACUGCAUCAGGCCCAGCAUCCUGGGGCCCAUCAAACGUAAAGGGGAGAUGAUGGAGAUGGAGAGCCAGCCAAAGAGGCUCUUUCAUGGGACCACCACCAUGUUGUCCUCUGAUUUGCCUACUCCCCAACAACUGACAGACUUCAACUCCUGUCUCUGUCCACCAGACGUGCUAGACGGCAGCCUCAGCAGCGUGGGUUCUUCCACUGGCUCGCCAGCCAAGAUGGAGGGAGUCUCAGAGUGUCCUUCCUCCAGCAACUCUCCCUUCACCCCCCUCCACGACCACUCCCCAAAAUAAACAAGGGAACACGAGUCUCUAAACAAGGGUGAAGAUGAGGCACAAAAGCCACCUUGGCUGUAUGAGUUUCCUUUGGACUUUCACUUUUCUUUAGUUAAUGUGGGAUUCCCUUCCCCUGCUGUUUGCUUUCGCAAGGCUGUUUGCUAGGGGAGGAGAGGAGGUGUGUGUGUGUUUUUCAUUGAAAGGAAACCAAAGCCUUGGAUAUGUGCUGUGUGGACGCACCAUGCUGUAGUAGGCCCUAGUAAGAGUAGGGGGUGAUUGUGGAUGCUAUGUACACCAGCUGCUAGAUAUAGAUCCUUUACAUGGUGCUGCUUAGCACCACAGUGGUCAGAACCACCAUGUUGUUUACCCUGUAUCACAUGACCAUGUCAGCUGCAGCAUUGGAUGGAAAAUUACUGCCUGGAUAUGGAGAAAGACCCCCACUAAGUUUGUGUUUUCUGAAAAAAAUCUCCAGGCCUUUUGGUGUAUGUGCACGAAAUUGUCUGCAGACAUUGUAUGAAUGAAAGGAUUAAACUUGUUUUUCCUGAUUUACAUAAUUUUGUAAGUAUGUACAUAAUUGUCAAUUUAUUAUUAUUAUAGGUUUGUGAUUGGCCCUGUGCCCCUAUUAACGGCACAGCUUCAACAGUGAACGGACAAUUCCCUCUAAACAUCGGAUUAGAAAUUCUGUUUCCUUACUCUUCCAGGGGUGCGAAUAUGGUCGUUCUCUACUCGUCCUUGUACUGUAAGAGAAGAAAAUGGUUAUCCUCCGUAGUACUUAGAUGUAGGGGAUCAAGGAACUGUCAUUCUAGUUGAUGCUCUACCCUUUGGUUAGCCCUUAAUCUAGUCCUUCACUGGCAUGCUGCAACUAUAGUUGCCAGUGAGUUGGGUAGUGUCACGUCCACCCAUCAUCCCUGCAGAUUGUAUGAGGGGAACAGCACAAGAGGGGGCUGUCAGGAUUAGAACACGGUAGACUCCGAUCGCUGAAUCCUGUGUCUUUGCCUAGACAUUGCCAUAGACGUGCAGCCAAGUUUUCACUUCAGAACCUUUUUAUGAAAUAAAUUGUUUUCUUGUUUGUUGGAGCCAUUUUUUGUAAAUUGAAUUGAUUUUUGCCUACAUAAUUGCAUUGGUUGAUACUAAAUAUUACAGUAGCGCAUCUUGUUCUCCUUUUUACCCUGAAAUGAAAUCAAUAGAAUGUCCUAAACCAAACGCACUGUAGUGCAUGGAACAAAAUCAUGCCAUUAUAUUUAAAAAAGGGACAUGGUUGUGUCCAUAUAGUGUGGUCAACAUUUGGCAUAGCUUUUAGUGCAAAAUGUUUCACUGGAUGUGUUGUUUAUGAAUAACAUGUGCAAUGAACAUUCGUAAGCAAUACCAAAGAUUGACCAGGGGAAAUGUAAAGGCAGACUUAGUUUUUCUCUGAAAAUCCAGUUGUACACUGAUUCACAAAUGUGAUUUUAGACCAUUGUAAAACAUUUGGGGGCUAGUCAUUUCGGUUAAUCCAGUUUGAAUGGUCUCUUAAAUUGAUUUCUUAGUUAUUUUUCCUGUUUUAUUACAAGGUGUGCCAUCUUACGGAGUGUGAAACUCCACUUUGUCAUAAGUAAGCAAGAGUGAUUGUAAAUCCUUUUUAUGGAAGUAAGUCAUUGAUCUAUUUUUUCUGAAAUUAAGUUUUGAAUACAAAAAUGGCAAGCCGGGUCAUUCAGGUCUGCUUGCCCUGCUGUCAAUAUGAUUGGUGUGAUUUAUUUUUGUCCAUGAUGUUUUAUUUUGUCCUGUUCAUUUUUCAAUGUCUGCAAUAUGUCUAAGGCAUGAGAUGGGCAGAGUAAAUCAAAGUGUUUAUGUACGUGAUGGGAGGGUGUAGACAGACCAACCCUUUGCUCGUGACCCUUGCUGGAAUGAAACAUUUCCCCUGUGAUCCUUUCAUAUCAAAGACAUCUAAACAGGAAAGGGUAAAUACGUUUGUCUAAUAUUUCCAUGCAAUGACUGUUUUGCUUUGUUGUUGAUAGACUUAAUGUUUUUUUUAUAUAUAUAUAUAUAUAUAUAUUUCCCCCUCUUAAUAAACCAUUGGAUUGACAAUU
Molecule: messenger RNA, 3406 nt
Organism: Oncorhynchus keta (chum salmon)
Lineage: Eukaryota; Metazoa; Chordata; Actinopteri; Salmoniformes; Salmonidae
Product: P2R1A-PPP2R2A-interacting phosphatase regulator 1-like
Exons: 12
Coding region: 450-1358 (302 amino acids)
Molecular function (GO): protein serine/threonine phosphatase inhibitor activity
Source: RefSeq, a predicted model, not a curated record